AUGCAAAAAAAAAAAAAAAAAGUUUUUAUAGGAAAAAAAAAAAAUGAAAAAAACUUUUUUUUUUUUUUUUUUUUUUUUUUUUUUUUUAUGGGAUUGGAUAGGUUUAGAAAUAAAACAUUUAUUGGUGAAGAUUUACAUUUAAAUAGAUAUUACCAAUUUAUCGAUAGUGAAGGUAAAGUUAGAAGGGAUGUAGAUUAUUUCAUUCGUGAACCAAAUCCAAGAACAAUUCCAUCAAUUUGGAAUAGAUGGUUAGCAUUUAGAGUUUCUGAUCCACCAACUUAUGAAGAUGUAUUAAAAGAAGAUGAAAGACAAAGAUCAAUAAAAGAAAAAGCAAAAAUAUUUGAAGAAGAGGAUUUAAAAUUAAGAGUACAAGAAAUGGAGUACAAAAAACAACAACAACAAGAAAAUUUAGAUAAUAGGAAUAUAAUACCAAAACAAUAA
This is a messenger RNA of Dictyostelium discoideum AX4, 441 nucleotides long. RefSeq lists its product as hypothetical. The transcript is spliced from 3 exons. The coding region runs from base 1 to 441 and encodes 146 amino acids. Gene Ontology annotation, cellular component: mitochondrial inner membrane; respiratory chain complex I; membrane. Lineage: Eukaryota; Evosea; Eumycetozoa; Dictyosteliales; Dictyosteliaceae. The record is from RefSeq and is a predicted model, not a curated record.